This is a messenger RNA of Bombyx mandarina (wild silkworm), 1303 nucleotides long. It is a transcript of the gene Txl, whose product is annotated as Thioredoxin-like. The record is from RefSeq and is a predicted model, not a curated record. NCBI's taxonomy places the organism in Eukaryota, Metazoa, Arthropoda, Insecta, Lepidoptera, Bombycidae.
AAUAUCAUUCUCGUCGUCAGAGAGACGUCGAUAUACAUAGCCUAAUUUCGAGUUUAUCAGCACUUCCGAUUGAAUUUGUUUUAAACCAUGGGCUUAGCCACUGUAAUUCAAAAUGAUGCUCAUUUCCAGACUGAAAUGGCUAACGCUGGAACCAAGUUAGUCGUUGUGGACUUUACAGCAACUUGGUGUCCACCGUGCCAAAGGAUUGCCCCUUUUUUCGAGCAGCUACCAGCAAAGUUUCCGAGAGCAGUAUUUCUCAAAGUAGACGUAGACAGAUGCGCCGAUACAGCGAGUGCUCAGGGCGUCAGUGCAAUGCCCACAUUCAUUUUCUACAGAAACAGGACCAAAAUCGACAGACUAGAAGGAGGCAAUACUACUGUACUAGAAAACAAAGUUAGACAGUAUUAUGGCUCUGAUGUUGCAGAAGAAGAUGAAGACAAUACUGUUGCUGGACAUAUGGAUCUUAUUACAUUCAUUACCAAGAGUGAGUGUGAAUGUUUAAAUGAGGCUGAUGAUCAUCCACUUGCCCAAGCACUGACAAAUGACAGGGGAUACCUUGCUAGUUACUGUGAUGAACAAUUGAUAAUCAAUAUAUCAUUCAAUCAGCUAGUAAAACUGCAUUCAAUAAAGAUCAAAGGUCCAGCUGACAAAGGACCCAAAUCUAUAAAGUUAUUCAUCAAUCAACCCAGAACUUUGGACUUUGAUCAGGCUGCUGGUUACUCAUCAGUGCAAGACUUAGAGCUAACUCCGAGCGACUUGGAAGGCAAUCCUGUACCACUUAAAUUCGUCAAAUUCCAGAGUGUUCAAAACAUUCAACUAUUUAUAAAAGACAACCAGUCUGGUGAUGAAGUGACACAAAUCAAUCACCUUGCCUUCUAUGGGUCACCAAUCUCAACAACUAAUAUGGGUGAAUUUAAAAGAGUAGCUGGCAAGAAAGGUGAAAGCCAUUAAGUUGUUUGCAGUAGUACUAUAUUUUGGCACACUGGACAAUGUUUUUAAAAUUUCUAACAAUCCGACUUUGUACAAAAUGUAAAAUCUUAUUGAAGACAUGGGUAUUGUGUAGAGACAUCUUUUACCCAACAUUCUAAAGAAAAGGGUGGUUGAAUAAAUUUCAUUCAUAGCAAACCUACCAAUGUAGAGUAAUAACAAAUAUUUUAUAUACUUAUUUCCAUAAAGAAAUUGCCUUUUUAUUACUGAUUAUUAUAUUUUGCAAUCUACUGCAUAUAAAACAAAAAUGAUUGCAAAAUACAUAUAUUGUGUAGUAACAGUUCCACUCUGUAAUUUAGAAUUACAAUAUUUGAAA